This is a messenger RNA of Rattus norvegicus (Norway rat), 8226 nucleotides long. It is a transcript of the gene Cbfa2t3, whose product is annotated as CBFA2/RUNX1 partner transcriptional co-repressor 3. Lineage: Eukaryota; Metazoa; Chordata; Mammalia; Rodentia; Muridae. Gene Ontology annotation, molecular function: transcription corepressor activity. The record is from RefSeq and is a predicted model, not a curated record. Gene Ontology annotation, cellular component: nucleus; nucleoplasm. Gene Ontology annotation, biological process: negative regulation of cell population proliferation; negative regulation of transcription by RNA polymerase II; regulation of DNA-templated transcription.
CAAGAAGGCCACCUGGGUCCUUCUCGUGGCCUCUACACUCCUAUUGCUGGAUCUCCAGCAUCCUUAAAGACAAGAGAGGCCCAGGGGCCUAGGGCUAGAGACCGAGACCCUCAGACCUCGUGCUGGAACUGUGGGGCCUUUGCAUGCAAACACCUACUAAGCUUCAUCCCCACCCCCAGCCCCACCUCCACCAGCCAGACAGGCUGACUGGAGCAGAUGCCAGGGCUGUGAGGAGACAGUAGGACGCUCGUCAACGACAAGUCACAAUCCACUGUUUUAAAAGGCCCUAGCUCCCACUGUUGGCAGGGUUGCUAACGACAGGAAGGGAACGGUUGCCUGUGCCUCAGUUUCCCCUCCUGCAAAGCGAUGCUACCACAGUCUGGAGCGCUGCCUUGUCUAAGCCACACCACAUGCUCUGUGGACAUCGGUCACUGGUGUAUGCUUCCACCAGAGCUCGGGGUGACACUCAGAAUACUUGUCCCCUGGCGGCGGCAGCCUUGACUGGGCCAGUUAGCUGUAUAUCCCAGGUGUGUGCGGCCGGGUUCUAAGAAUGAGGAAGAGGUUACAUGGGUUGCCUGUGUUCUGUGUUAUCUCUCUUGCUGUGCCAUGCUUGGCCACACACUGGAGUCUGGCACACAGCCUGACUGGCCAUCAACUGUUGGCCGAUUCUUGCCGUGGUGAUACUGCUGUUCCCCGUGUCGGGGAGAAAGGGUGGAAGAGCUGUUAUCGGGGUCUAUGUGCCCCAGGCCAAUUCCCACCCAAGCAUCAAGGCUGAGGGGAGUAAUGGGGGUGCUAGCGUGUGCCCCCAAACAUCAGCCGAGGACACGUGUACGGUCUAACUUAGUAACACACCUGUUGUGGUAAUGAAAACACUUGUGCUGGGGGCUAUUUUUGGCGUCUCUUUAGCUGCUGAGACUGCCCUGCAGCCUCGGGAGGGAAGACAGGCAGUGAGGCGAACGGGCCACGGGGGACCCAGGCGCUCAGAGCAAGGCUGUGAUGAACGGCAGCAGCCACUCACCCACGGCCAUCCACGGUGCCCCGUCUACGCCCAAUGGCUUCAGCAACGGCCCAGCCACCUCAUCCACAGCCUCGCUGUCCACACAGCACCUGCCCCCGGCCUGCGGGGCGCGGCAGCUCAGCAAACUCAAGCGGUUCCUCACCACCCUGCAGCAGUUUGGCAGCGACAUCUCGCCCGAGAUCGGGGAGCGCGUGCGCACACUGGUGCUGGGACUGGUGAACUCAACUCUGACGAUCGAAGAGUUUCAUUCCAAGCUCCAAGAAGCCACCAACUUUCCACUGAGGCCGUUCGUCAUCCCCUUUCUGAAGGCUAAUCUUCCGCUGCUGCAGCGAGAGCUCCUGCACUGCGCCCGCCUGGCCAAGCAGACGCCUGCCCAGUACCUGGCCCAGCACGAACAGCUGCUGCUGGAUGCCAGCGCCACCUCCCCGGUGGACUCGUCUGAGCUCCUGCUGGAAGUCAACGAGAACGGCAAGAGGAAAACACCUGACAGGACCAAAGAGAAUGGGUCAGACCGGGACCCUCUGCACCCCGACCACCUCAGUAAGCGGUCCUGCACCCUGAGCCCUGCCCAGCGCUGCAGCCCCAGCAAUGGGCUGCCCCACCCUACACCGCCCCCGCCCCCGCACUAUCGCCUGGAGGACAUGGCCAUGGCCCACCACUUCCGGGACUCCUACCGACAUCCUGAUCCCCGAGAGCUACGGGAACGCCAUCGGCCCCUCGCCAUACCUGGGUCUCGACAAGAAGAAGUGAUUGACCACCGGCUCACGGAACGUGAGUGGGCAGAAGAGUGGAAGCAUCUCAAUAGUCUCCUGAACUGUAUCAUGGACAUGGCGGAGAAGACGCGGAGAUCCCUCACCGUGCUGCGCCGGUGUCAGGAGGCCGACCGCGAGGAACUCAACCACUGGAUCCGGUGCUACAGUGACUCUGAGGAGGGGAAGAAGGGCCCCACUCCCAUCUCCGCCCGGUCCCUCAACAGCUGCAGUGGCUCUGAGGGGUCUCAGCUAGAUGUUCACCGGGACUUCACCCCCAGGACCCUGUCUGGCUAUAUGCCUGAAGAGAUCUGGAGGAAGGCUGAAGAAGCUGUGAAUGAGGUGAAGCGUCAGGCGAUGUCGGAACUACAGAAAGCCGUGUCUGAUGCGGAACGCAAAGCCCACGAACUCAUCACCACAGAGCGUGCCAAGAUGGAGCGAGCCCUGGCUGAGGCCAAGCGACAGGCCUCGGAGGAUGCCCUGACUGUCAUCAACCAGCAGGAGGACUCCAGCGAGAGCUGCUGGAACUGCGGGCGCAAGGCCAGUGAGACUUGCAGUGGCUGUAACGCCGCACGCUACUGCGGGUCCUUCUGUCAGCACAAGGACUGGGAGAAACACCACCAUGUGUGUGGCCAGAGUCUGCAGGGCCCUGCAGCUGCGGUGGCUGACCCAUUACCUGGACAGCCUGACGCCACUGCCAGCCCCAGCGAAGCCGGCUCAGCAGGACCCUCUCGUCCCUGCUCUCCGGGCCCACCAGUCCCACUGGACACUGCUGUGCCCCGCUGACCUCCAGAUCUGCCACUCAGCCCCUGGACGCCCUGCCCUGCCAACCCAACCCCGGCCCCACCGUGGUCCACCAGUUGCCUGGAGCUGGCCUUGUGGAGUCACUGCUGCUACUGCUUCUCUCCAAAAUAAAACACAGAUCCAACAGAACUGCACCCAUGCAGCCCCAGCUACCUGACAAGGUCCACCAGGACCUCUACAGUCUCUCUUCGCAAGCACCCUCAGAAACCACCACGGAGCUGCAGACAUCGGCGUCAGCGGAAGUGUGGCCAGCUGUCUGCCCCCUCUGUGUCUGUCUGUGACCGUCUCUCUUUCUGCGUCUGCCUCUCUUCUGCGUGUCUGGAUGUCUUCGUCUCCUUCUGCCUCCCUGACUCUCCCGUGUCUCCGUCUCUGUGAAGUCCACGUGGGUUUCUCUGUCAGCAGAGAAACCCCAGUUGGUAGCUUUGGUUUUCCAUGAAGAACUUUUGGAGACUUUGUUUUGUUUUGCUGGCAGACAAGCUACUUAGAAACGGACAGAGAAGACUGGGGGGGGCUUCUCCCCCAUCCCUCCUCGGUAAGGGAAGAAACUGUGAUUUUUUUUUUUCUAGCCGGUGUUGCUCUAUCUCCCAGCCAGCCCCGGGGGGGAUCGGCGCGCACACAGAAGAGAUGCCGAGAAACAUUUCAGUUUCCAACUCAAGAAGCAGUUUUUGUUUCAGGUUUUAUUUCUUUUCUUUAACGUCAAACUCUUUGGCUUUAAGUGAAGAAGAAAAAAAGAGAGAGAGAGAGAGAGAAAAAAUCCAAAAAGUUGUUUGUUUUUUUUUUAAGCAAAAGAAACGUACCUAUAAACUACCUUACCAGCUAGCCAGCCAAGGAUGCCAGACACACCUCGCUCCAAAGGAAACCCAAAAAAAAAAAAGCAAACUCAAAAAAAUCAAAAUCCAAAAUUUAUUUUUAUCACUGCCAAAGUAUUUUUUUCAUGGUCUCUCCACCCUGGGUUGGUUUGGAUGUCAGUCUUUGAUUUUGGUUUUGAUUUUGUCAAGGGGAGGGGGGCGGGUGUCGGGAUACUGGGAUUUGGUGGGUUGGGCCAAGAAGAAACCUUUCGUUCCUUUUUGACCGGUGGGCAGCAUCCUGGCUGGGCAAUGUGGUCGGCAGCGAGGCCCUAUGGCCCUCAGCACCACAUCCAGAAGCCCCAGUCAGCAUGAGCCUGAGCAUUGUGUGCCCAAGGGCCACGCCCGUGCGUCCCUACACGCAAGGGUGACAUCUCCAUCUGUCCCCACACCUUCCUGGGACUUCUCAUAAGUCAUUUCCACUUGUGAAAAAAAAAAGUGCUAACGUGUUCUCCCCAGAGAGAGCACACUUCCUAAAUGAAACUGUGACAAUCUUUUGGGUUGAUUCUUGACUGCUUUCGCGAGCAUAAGGAGACGGCAAAUCAUGCUUUCUCAGUUUCCCUCCUCUACCUCUCUGCUUUUCCACCCCACCCUACCUCCAUCUCAACCCCGUCACCCCCGUCCCCAGUGUCUUGCUAUGGCUACCCUCAUUUCUUUCAAACUUUUACAGAAAAAAAAAAAGAAAAAGAAAAAAAAAAAAAAAACACCACAAAAACCAGCCGCCACCUCACCUAGAAGACUCAAGCCCACCUGUACAUAGCCCCAAUGUUGGUCUCCAGUCCUAGGGGUGAUGGUGUGGCUCGCCCACCUACACUCCAGCCCUUGCCCGCCCUGCCCUCCACCCGCUCGACUCCCUCAAGGAUUCAAGGAGGAAAUGAAGGAAGAGGGCUCAUGCCUGUACCAAACAAAGAGAGACAGCAGACAGAGUCCGGGUCUGCGCCCUCUGUGUGGCUGCAGCAAGCUGCAGGCCUAGCGUGCAAUAUGGGGGACUGCUCCUGAACCCUGGGCCCAGGGGGCCCUGCCCAGAGCGAGGUGUGCAGCGUGUGUUAAUGUGAAUGUAAAUAGGUCUCCACAGAAGUCCCAACCAUGGCAUCAGUACCGAGGAGAUGUUUGCCAAAUAAAAAAAAAAAGAAAUUGAGACAAACCACAGACGUGUGUGAAAUUCAGGAAACACUUUGGAAGGAAUCUGUGGAGGAGCUGUGGUCCUAGGGGCUUGUUUGAUGGCUGGUUAUCUCUUCACAACUGUGUAAUCGUUCUCUAACAGAACAUUCUAUGGAAGGAUCCUGUUGGCCAUCAUCAACCCGGUGCUGUCCCGGAAUGGAGCCUGACAGCAACCCUUGCUCUGAAGGCCGAGGUAGAUCUCAUUCCCUGGAAGGUUCCUGAGGCCACAGCUCUUCAAGGCCACAGAGGUGUGUUUUGGUGGGUUUCAGAGAAGCCAGGACACACGGCGGCCUCCCAACUUCUAGUGGACGACCGGUCCUCCUGAGCGUCUGCCUUCGAACACUGAGUCCGUGUGCUGGUAGAGACCUGCCUCACGUCACAAGAAGCCCCACUGGAUUGAUUUCGUUCCCAGCUGUACCCCACGCAGGGCUUCUUGUCUGUGCUGCCCCAUAGCACACAGCCUCCUUGACCCUUCCAGAAGGGCAGGCCAGUGACCACUGGCAAGAAAGAGUUCUGGGUGGGGUGGUGGGCACCAUGUUUGUGGAGGGGGAACAACGUUAGACCCUCAGGUAUGCUGAGGAGCUGUAGUCUCUAGAGGUCUGGGCCAGGAGUCCUGAGGUGGCGUCCCUGAUGACCUAAGUCCCUGGUGUCAGGACUUCAGAGUGCCUGCUCCUAUGUGGUCCAGCCAUUCUGAGGAAGGUCGCAGAGGGCCACCAGUUUGCUUUAGUUGAAAUACCUCCUCUCCUCAUACCCACCUUUUAGGAACGAGAGGGCUCACCACAGACAACAAAAUGCUGCCUAGCCAGAUUUGUCUCCAUGUUCCAGGCUACAUAUUUAGGGUUCAGCUGAGAGCCCCAUCUAUAUCCUAGCUGCUGGGAGCGAUAGCCCCUCAAGGCAGCUGUCAGAUGGCACUGGACCAUGUGCAUGAGAUUUGGCCAGCAAUUGUAAACAUCAAGGGUGAGCGCCUAGCAGUUUGCUGGGCAGAGCUCAGGGGUCAAGGCGGCCACAGAAUCAGGGUGGCAGGGAGAGAGGGCUGUGAAGGGUUGGGUGAGGAAACCAAGGGCUGGAAGCAGCAGAAGGGAGUCCCAGGUGUGUUGAUGAGUUCUGGCUGGAUGUCAGCAGUGUCGCCUGAGGCAGUGUGGCCUGAGGCCAGGAGGUGGAGGGUAAAGUGAGGUUGCUACACCAGGUCCUGAGGCCCUGGCAAAGCUAUGGGUGCUGUGUUUAGACUCCAGCUCUCCAAAGACCUUACAACAAAACCAAACAACCUCACAGCUUUGGAAAGAACAGGAUCCAUGGGCGUUCUUCACUGGGAGGUAUGCCCUGGGUGGCCAUAACCACAGCAUGCCCUUGGUUUCAACCACCAGUCUGCCUGGGGGCUCUACACAGAGCUAGCAGGGAGGGGCAUGGUACUCCAUCCCUGACUCCUGCUACCUCCUCUAGUUCACAAACCAUGGACCCAGGAACUACCUGCCAGGCCUGCUUCUUGGUAACCCGAGCCAAACAUGAACCGGCUCCCUGGAGAUGUGGCUCUCACAGAGUCUUGCUCCCCCAAAACCCCAAAUUAAAAGGCUACUUUUCUUCCUAUUUUAUGGCCAAAGCUAAACCAGGAAGGCUGAGUGAGGAGGGCAGGUAGCAGGCAGAACUCUCCAACCCCCCAAGGCCCAGCCCAGAUCCCGUCUCAUGACCUUAUGGCUUCUUGGCACAAGUCCUGUCUCUCCCACCACUCCUCUCAUCAACUUGCCCAGCCCUGCCUCAAACCCAGACUGGACUUUCCCCAAGGGCUACCUAAGAGGCUUCUCUCCAGCUCAGUCCUCACAUUUGCACAGGAGUGGAGGUCAGUGGCUCUCGUCCCACGUGUGGUCACAGCUGUAUAGGAUCAGGCUGGAUGGUGCCACAGCUCAGGUCCCACUGCCUGACAGGGUGCCAAGGUGAGAAGAGCUAGCUCCCACAGGAGGGCCCAGAAGGAAUCAGUCAACGGGGACAUCUGUCAGAAAACCUGAGAGGGUCUCUAUUGACAGAGAAGGCCAAGAAUGGGAGGCAGGGCCUUGGGCAGUUGAGGACACAGUGGACAGGGAUCAGGAUGGGCCUCAAAGUUCUCAUUUAGUUCCUCCAAAUAAGCAUUAGACUGACACCAAAGUUUCAUCUCUGGCAUCCAUUCUUCUACUCCUCAGCCUAACCUCACGGAUAGAUCAACGCUUUCCUGAGCUUGUCCUGACUGACACAGCCUCCGCCCAUUCAUCUUCCUCCGCCUGACCUUCCAGUCAAUCACCCCUGUCUGUCAACCUUGACCCAUCUGCAAAUCCAUCUUCCCACCUGUCCAUUGCUCCAUCCACACUGUCUCUCCACCCCACCAUCCCAGCAUACCAUUCCUACAUCCAAAUGCCUUCCAGCCCCAUGCACACAGCCACCCCCAGGUCCAUCAUCUCUCUGUCCCUGUAUUCAGAGUUUUAUCAGCUCCCUCAGUGUACCAAAGACACCAGGUCCUCCCAUGCCCUAGACUCUGCUUGCCCUAAACCGGCCAGGGCUGCUCCAGGAAUCCCCUACCCAUGAGGCAACAUCCCGCAUCCCCUACCCCAGCACUCUGCCUCACCAUGGUGUCCAGACAGCAGGCAUUGUGGACAGGUUGGACACGUUCUUGUGGCAGCUGUGACACAUCUGGAGCUGCUUGGGGAGAGAAGGGAGUGAAAACUGUGCUGGGAGCGGGUCUGUACAUCUGCUCACAAGCUCUGGGAGGCUGCCUUAGGCAGCCCUGUUCCCUGAAAGUAGGGCAGUCCUUGUUUCUAGGAGUCUGUCCAGAAGAGGGAUCUCGGAAGAGGAAGGCAAGCCAGGGCCGGCCUCCCUUGGGAUAGGAGUGCUGUUAGCCUUGUGCCCCAGGACCCUUGUCUCAUCUUCUCUGUUAGGAUCCCAAGGAGCUCAGAGUCAGACGUGUCCAGCCUGCCCCUACCAAAUCAGCCAAUGGUGAGGAAUAUUUGCUGGGUGUUUGGGGUCAUCCGCAUCCCCCCAUACCUCAUUGCUUUUCCUGAACCUCCUACUAUGUAGGAAAGUUUCUGAAAUGAGGCUGAGGAGAGACCCCUGGGUUACCAUCAUGCUGGCCAGAGGAAGAGAAAAGAGGGAGAGAAACCUGAGGCGAGCUGGGCUCAGGGGACCAGCCGUCUCUUCCUGGAGACAGCUCGCUGACAAAGCCCAGGACAGUCAACCAGCAACUUGCACAAGUCCCCACAUCCUAGAAAACUCUGUCUUGUUUUCCGUUCCUUUUCCUUCAAUUCAGUUGGCCCGUAGGGUACCAAGCCAGACUGGGCGAUAGGAAUGCAGCAUCGACUCAAAAGUAUGGCCUGCCCAUUACAUCCUCUAAGGCUCCUGCUCCCAAGCCAGACAAGAGACCCAGCAGCCCUCGGCCCACACUGUAUCUGGGGUGGGCACGGCAGCACACAGCCUGCCAGGGAAGCCACUGCUUCUCCCCCUACAGGAGCUGGGGGAAGAGUACUGGAUGCUUUGUUCACGAAAAGCUGUGUUCCACAGCCCUACUCAUCUGGUGCUGUGUCCCACCACCCACCGUUAUCUACUGCUGUCCUAUAUGUUUGCCCUGUGGGCCACGGACACGGUGAUCAGGUUAAUUACAUCUGUGUAAUAAAGUGAGCAUUUGCUAUGA